CUCACAAACAUUUCCAAGCAUUUUAUCAACAUGGCUCAUUCCUGGGAUCACGAGAGAGACAAGCAGUUGCUUGUAGCCAUCUUGGCUGUCCAUUCUCCACUGGAUUUCGCUGCAAUUGCUAAAGCGAUGGGACCAGGCGCCACCACUGCGGCUGUGAGACAGCAUGUCCACGGACUGAAAGCCCGCCAAGGCUCGCAGUCUCCUACCAAGGACAAGGCCGACAAGCCCAGUCGUGGCCGCAAGACUACCAAGGCCGCCCCAAAGCGCAAGAGUGCCUCGCUCUCCAAGUCUGAGAACGAUACCGCUGCCGAUAAUCAGGAUCAGGAUGAGGACAAUGAUGGUCACGAAUCCAGCGGAAGUCCCACUAAGCAGCGCAAGCUCUAA
Penicillium vulpinum is the source of this 384-nucleotide messenger RNA. RefSeq lists its product as uncharacterized. The annotation marks the transcript as partial. Lineage: Eukaryota; Fungi; Ascomycota; Eurotiomycetes; Eurotiales; Aspergillaceae. The transcript has 3 exons. The record is from RefSeq and is a predicted model, not a curated record.